GUUAUAUUUUCGGAGCCAGGCCAAAGGUGAGACAGAUCGGGAGCGGUUGCUACUGGCCUUCCAAGUCAGCAAUGAAAUAGCCAAUGGAAGGUUUCCUGUUAAUAAGGAAUUAGCCCUGGAAAUGGUGGCCCUGAUGGCUCAGGUGGAAUAUGGAGAUUUGGAUCGACCGGGAUCUUCAAGUCCUGGGGGAACAUCACAAUAUAAAAUGCAGCAUCUUCUCCACCAGGUCUUAGAUAAAUUCUACCCCAAACGCUACAAGCAAAACAUUACUCCUGAACAGCUCAGGCAACUGGCUGACAGGCUGGCAACGAAGUGGAUGGUCCUGCAGGGGUGCUCUCCACCAGAAUGCAUCCGAAUCUAUUUGACAGUGGCCCGGAAAUGGCCCCUCUUUGGAACCAAAAUAUUUGUCGCUAAGCCUAUUUUGCCUUCCUCAUUGGAAGACUGUCCAGUCUGGAUAGCUGUGAAUGAAGAUGGUAUCGGCAUACUGGAUUAUAACACUAUGCACUUGAAGGUCUCUUAUCCAUACUCCUCUGUGCUGACUUUUGGAGGCUGUCGAGAUGACUUCAUGAUUGUAGUCAGUCAAAUGAAAGAAAGGACUUCUGGAAAAAACAGCACUGAAAAACUCCUUUUCACAAUGGCAAUUCCAAAGAUUGUUGAAGCAACACUUCUUAUUGCCAGCUAUAUUAACUACCGUUCGACACCUUCACUCCUAUCUUCUACACAGCCCUCCCGAAGCAAAACACCUGUUACCAGGCUCCGGGAGACUGAAAGGUCCCAUCCCGUGGGACUCUUUGAAGCAGAUCCCUGA
This is a messenger RNA of Tauraco erythrolophus (red-crested turaco), 808 nucleotides long. NCBI's taxonomy places the organism in Eukaryota, Metazoa, Chordata, Aves, Musophagiformes, Musophagidae. The record is from RefSeq and is a predicted model, not a curated record.